Rhipicephalus sanguineus (brown dog tick) is the source of this 5877-nucleotide messenger RNA. RefSeq lists its product as uncharacterized. The record is from RefSeq and is a predicted model, not a curated record. The coding region runs from base 1 to 5877 and encodes 1958 amino acids. The transcript is spliced from 5 exons. Gene Ontology annotation, biological process: proteolysis; DNA integration. NCBI's taxonomy places the organism in Eukaryota, Metazoa, Arthropoda, Arachnida, Ixodida, Ixodidae. Gene Ontology annotation, molecular function: zinc ion binding; aspartic-type endopeptidase activity; nucleic acid binding.
AUGGCUAGGGACCCCAGCAAUCGUUCCAGGCCGCGCAUCCUGCAAUGGAAUUGUCGCUCGCUGCGCCGCCGACACGCCGAACUUGCGGAGCACAAAGCUCUGCAUGAAUUCGACAUUCUCGCCCUGCAGGAGACGCACGCGCGCGCCGAGGACCUGACGCUUCACAACUUCAUCGGCUACAGCGGACCGACGACGUGCGCGCUGAGCAACUGCUCUGAUGCGCCCUGCACCGACCCCGUGGAGUGCCUCGCAGUGACAGUGCGUGUGGGUGGUGUGGACACUUCGGUUGCGUGUGUCUACGUCCGCCCGAACCUCCGUUGUGAUUACGCGUUUGUCCCCCGCCUCGCCGCGGCGCUGACAGUUGACUGCAUCGUGUGUGGGGACUUCAACGCUCAUCACAACAGCUGGGGUUGCGGACUGACUGACCUUCGCGGCCGGUGCCUGUCGGACGCGAUCGCCACCACAGGUCUCUCCAUUCUGAACACUGGUGAGCCAACGUUUGUGCGCCGCAACACACGCCCCUCCACGAUCGAUCUGGCACUGGUGUCUCAGUCCUGCUCGUACAUCUGGACACGAGCCCCAGACACUGCCGGAUCGGACCAUUACCCCAUCGCCCUCUCGCCCAGCCACCCGAGUCGCGGGGCGAAGCGCGUGUACAGUGUCGAUGUACCCUUGGAGCUCUUUCUGCGUAGCGGAAUCAACAGCGUUCCCGUUGCUUUGGUGCCGACGAAUGGUGGAGCUAUUCGGAUGAAGAACCCCAAGGCCAUCCAGACCGAGCUUCGCACGGUGACCCCUCACUUUCUCCAGAUUACUGAGGUCCGGCAGUUUGGUCGCGGCGGUAUUCUUUGCUGCUCACCAGACCAGGCCUUGCUGGACAACGAUGUCUUCGACCGAGCGUCUUCGGAAGGACUGCUGCAGAACCCCGACACCGAGGCGCGUGAGGUCAAUAGGCAAGUCGCUGUUUUAAAGACGAAAGAAGCUGAGCUCCGCCAGCUAGACAAGGACAUUCUCGAUCUCACGGAAGACGAGGCUAUUGAAGGAGAAGUUGAGGGCGCAAACGACUACCACGAGAAGAUUCUGUACGCGAUUGCUGAUGCGCAGUUCUUCCUGUCACAGCGUCAACAGGCGACCGGUCUCAGCGGCCCGUCUAGGAGUGAACCCAAUGACGACCGGGUAGCAGCCACCCACAGCAACAUCGGAUCUGCUGGAGCGCCGCCAGGAUCCGUCAGUACGCCACGCUACCGGUCGGUCGCGCUUCCGACGCUUCAGGUCCCGACGUAUGCCGGAGAUUUACGUCAGUGGCAAGAAUUCUGGGACCAUUACAGCGCCACGAUUCACGAGAACACCGAGUUGCCACCCAUCGAGAAAUUUAAGUAUUUGCUGACGUACCUGACGGGAGCGGCCAAGCGAGCUAUCGAAGGCAUCAGGCUGGCUGAUAACAACUAUGAAAUUGCCGUGACAACACUGAAAGAGCGCUUCGGUCGACAGGAAUUACUAGUCAACGAGCACAUCGACCAGCUUCUUGCAUUGUCGCCCGUGAGGAGUUCCAAGGAAGUGGAGAAGCUUCGGGUGCUGCAUGACACCGUGCGUUUCCGCGUAAGUGCGCUCGAAGGUCUUGGUGUACCACCUGAACAGUACACUGUGGUGCUGCAUCGGGUGCUAAUGAGGUGCUUGCCAGAAGACUUGGCGAUAAUGUACCGACAGAAGAAGAAGGAGGAAAGCACGCGCGGUACUAACGCAUCAGCAGAGCCCACACCACCUGAAGCGAGAACGCACAAGGCGACCGACAUUUUAGCGUUCCUGAAAAUCCAGGUUGAAGUGCGUGAGGAAGGGAAGCAAGAAGCGGCGUCAUCGUAUACGCACAACUCGAUCACGGUACCUGGUGACAUGAGCUCGCCGAGAAGAUCUUCACAGGGCAUUCCGUCGGCAUCCGCGCUAGCGGCGACGGAAUCCCUACAGCAGCGCACGCCUUGUGUACUGUGCGAUAGCCGAGGUCACAGCCUGGCAGAGUGCAGGGUCGACUUACCCGCCGACGAGAAACGGGCCAGAUUGCUUAACGCUCGGUGCUGUUACAAGUGCGGAAUGCGCAAUCAUGUCGCACGGUUUUGCAGAGUCUCCCUGAACCUUACGUGCAACAAGUGCCAACGCCGACACCUAACGGUCCUUUGCGAGCUGUCACGAGCCGUCACCACGACCGCUGCUCCUGCACCAACAGUACCGAGCGGCUCGUCCGGCUCUACCUCACCGACGGUAACUACGGCGUCAACUGGCGCUACAGAAGCCAAGUCGGUGCUGCUUCAGACGGGCCGUGUUUGGGCUGAGAGCGGACCACGACAGCUCCUGGUGCGUGUGAUGCUUGACAGCGGCAGCCAGCGAUCAUUCAUACGCACCGACGUGGCCAAGAGAUUGCAGUGUAAAGUCAUUGGCACGGAAGAGCUCUCACUGGUAACGUUUGGAAAUGCCAAGCCACGGAAUCAUUUACGUUGUCGACGCGUCUCUGUCACGCUGCGUGGACGAUUUAACGGCAGCACCAUCACAUUGGAGGCACUGGAAGUCCCCGAAGUGUGCACCGUGACAAGUCCACCGCUGAACAUUGAAGUGCUCGAGCUGUUGAGCGCCCGGAGGUAUGGUGCUGCGGACAUGUUUGACCCGGAAACUUGGCACCCAGAGGACGUCAGCAUAUUAAUUGGCUCGGACGCUUAUUGGAAGGUCGCCACUGGAAAGAUUGAUCGCCUCAACGAGCAACUCACUGCCGUGGAAACGUCGUUCGGGUGGACUGUGCAGGGCAGUAGCUCGCACUACGAAGCUACAGCAACCAGUGCCCUUUUCUUAUCGGCUGGUGGUUCUCAUCAAGAGUGCAAUGAAUCGGCUAUGUGGCGCCUCGACACUCUUGGUAGUGAGAACCGGUGGUCAAGUACGGUAAAAGACAACCCUGACCUCGACAUAUUUGAGCACUGUCUGAGCAAGCAAGCUGGUCGUUACCAAGUGCCCCUGAUGAUGCAGGAGCCUGGCAUUCCGGCCGGUAGUGACAACAGACAGCUUGCAGCACGUCGACUAAAUAUGCAGCUGAACCGAUUCAGGGAGCAACCCGACCUGCUGAAACAGUACGACGAAGCCAUCACUGCUUAUUUCAAGGAUGGUCAUGCCGAAAGAGUUGAUCAAGAGCAAAUUCCAGGCCCUAACAUUUAUUACAUGCCGCAUCAUGCUGUCAUCCGCCGCGAUGCAGUGACCACCAAGCUCCGGGUGGUUUUUGACGCGUCGUCUCAUGUCGUCGGAAAACCGUGCCUGAAUAACGUUUUAUCGAAAGGGGUGAAGCUUGGUGUUGACAUCGUGCAACUAUUGCUAUCCUUUCGUUGCUACCCAGUGAUUCUUGUGGCAGACAUCAAGAAAGCCUAUCAGCAAAUGCUCAUUCGUCCAGAAGACCGCGAUUUGCUACGCUUUCUAUGGGUUCAGCAACUGCCAACCAAGGAAGAGCCCAGCCCACCCACUGUCGCAUGGCGGAUGACUAGGGUCCCUUUCGGAGCAGCAUCAAGUCCCUUUCUGCUUGCCGCCACGAUUCGCCAUCAUUUAGCGUCGUGUCGGGAAAAAUUUCCAGUGACAGUGUCCCUCCUGGAGAAGGCGUUUUACGUGGAUGACCUCAUCCUUGGGGUGUCCACGGCGGAACAAGCCAUGACUGUAUACCAGGAAACACGCGCCAUAUUCGCUGACGCCUGCAUGGAGUUACGGAAAUGGGCAUCGAACUCCGACCUGCUAAAGCAACAGUUUAUUCAAGAUAACGUGGCCAUUGAGACUGAAGCAGGAGAUGACCAUCUCGUGAAGGUUUUGGGCCUGCCGUGGGAGCGUAAAGGCGAUACCAUCGCGUUGACAGUGCGCAACGCAGCCUCCUUCGCCGCAAACAGACCGGCCACCAAGCGCACGAUCCUUCAAACCGUAGCCAGCGUUUACGAUCCGCUUGGUUAUCUCUCCCCAUUCACCGUGAAAGGAAAGCUAAUUUUCCAGGACCUGUGGAAGCGGAAGCACUCCUGUGACGACACGCUGCCAGAUGAAGUACAAGCUGCAUGGAACGCGUGGUGCACCGAGUUGCCAGAUGUCCAGGCACAGGUUCCUCGCUACGUGUUUCUGCACGACUGCAGCGUAGAGCUGGCAUUUGAACUGCACAUAUUUACUGAUGCCAGUCCUAAGGCUUAUGGUGCGUGUAUCUACGUUCGGGCGCUUUCUGCGGACGGGGCAUGCGUCACACGAUUGCUCAUCAGCCGAAGUCUCGUCGCUCCGCUCAAGACGAUGUCCCUGCCUCGACUGGAGCUGAUGGCCUGCGUUAGUGGAGCACGGCUAGCGGAGUACGUACGGUCCGUGCCAUGUCUCCAGCAGGCAUCCGCUCAUUUUUGGACCGACUCUCUCGUCGCUCUUCACUGGAUCCGAGCAAAAACAAGAAAUCGAGAUCUUUUCAUCAGCAAUCUUGUGGCCGAGAUAUCUAAGCUCACUAAUCCCGACACCUGGGCGCAUUGCAGCAGCGGCGAGAAUCCUGCCGAUCUACUCACCCGUGGCGUGUCUGCUAAAGCGUUUCUGGAGUCGGAUAAAUGGUGGCACGGUCCCCCUUGGAUCUCAACGCCAGGACCGAUUUCCAGCUUCAAGCUGGAUGAACUUCCGAACGACAGAGACAUUGAGCCUCUCUAUAAGACAGCCACGACGAUCUAUCCAUCGCUUGUUUCAUCGAGGACUUCAAUUGUGCGUGCGGAAGAUUUCAGCUCGCUCAAUAGGCUUUUGCGCGUUACUGCUUUCGUACAGCGCUUCGUCCACAACGCUUCGAGAAGGAGCCCUCCCCGCAGUGGAACGCUCACGACUUUAGAACUUGAAGAGGCCGAGCGUUAUUGGCUUAGAGUCGUGCAAGAUCAGUAUUUCGGAGCCGAAAUACGACUUCUUGAGAAAGAAAAAAGGCUGCCAUCAACGUCAUCGGUUCUUCGCCUGGCCCCAUUCCUGGAUACGAAUGGACUCCUCCGUGUCGGUGGGAGGCUCGACCUGCUUAACGCCAGUCCUGACAUCCGGCAUCCCAUUCUGUUGCCCGCCGAACCCAAGUUGACCACACUAAUUGUUCAGGCUGCUCAUGUCCGCACGCUUCAUGGUGGCAUCGAGCUCACCCUGACUGAAGUACGGGCAAGAUUCUGGGUGUUGAAGGGCAGGAAGACAGCAAAAAAUGUGCUUUCGCAGUGUUUACCGUGCCGAAAACGACGAUUGACGGCAGUGUCUGUUCCAGUAGCACCAUUGCCACCAGAGAGAAUAACCGAGGCUCAAGCAUUUUCGGUUGUUGGCAUCGACUAUUGCGGGCCACUUUACGGUCGCACAACUGAGAACUCAAACAAGUCAUACAUACUGAUAUUUUCAUGUGCCGUGACACGAGCUAUUCACCCCGAGCUGACCUCCGACAUGACAACGGCGACCACGAUUCUCGCUUUUCGUCGGUUUGUUGCGCGGCGAGGUGUUCCAGCCGUGGUGUACUCGGACAACGCCCUAACGUUUCGCUCUUGUGCACGGAGUUUCAAGGCGGUCAUCCCUGCGUUGCAAGAGCACGCCACCACCACGCGCAUACAGUGGAAAUUUAUUGUGGAACGAGCUCCUUGGUGGGGUGGAUGGUGGGAGCGCCUUAUCCGCACUACGAAAGACGCUUUGAAGCGGACCUUGGGGCGUAGCAGCCUUGAUGUAGAGGGCCUCACGACCACUUUAUGCGAAGUUGAAGCCGUCAUCAACAGCAGACCCCUGACCUACCUGGAGGAUGACCCAAAUGAAUUGCAGCCUUUAACUCCGGCGCACUUUCUGCUCGGAAAGCGAGCCAUCGCCAUGCCGGAGCCGGGUGUCACAGCUGAGACAUCAACUCACGCCUAG